AGUGAAUCUGUGGUGACAACAAGGGCAUUGCGUCUCGACAACUCAUUCCACAGGCUAUGUUUGAUUUUGAUGGGUGACUGCUUCUAGGCUGGGUCAGCUAGCCAACCCCCUUGCCGCUGACGAACGGAUGCGCCUUGAUGAGCGCCGAGAAUAGUUGACCAAGCCUGAGAAUUACGCGCCAAAACCCAGGGAUUAUGAGUAGGGCCAGCGGUGCAUCGGCCCCCAUGUUCCCUGCUGUGGGCUCAUUGAAACACCCACUUAGUCUGUUGCAGCCUGUUGGAGUCCAGCGUGACACGCUAAUUAUAAGUGGGAUACUUACCUACCAAUUACUGCUGAUGCAAUAUCUUUGGAGAGUGACAGGGCGACUUGCUCAGAGUUCCCCGCGCUCUCUGGCAAAGAAAUCUUUCCACACACAUUCGUCGAAUCGCUUGAGGAUACUGAACCUUUCCUUGCCGGACUUGCAUUGUUAUUGCGUUGCUGCUAAUCUUGUCGUGCUGGCCCCUGAUUAGAAGUCAUCGUGAUAAAAUGGUAUACUAUUACACGUCAAAGAUGAGGACCUUAUAACACACGGGUUGGAGAAGGACGUCUGGUACCGUCACCCUUGCGCCAUCGCCGACUACC
Messenger RNA from Aspergillus piperis CBS 112811, 621 nucleotides. RefSeq lists its product as uncharacterized. The coding region runs from base 195 to 509 and encodes 104 amino acids. The record is from RefSeq and is a predicted model, not a curated record. The transcript is spliced from 3 exons. Lineage: Eukaryota; Fungi; Ascomycota; Eurotiomycetes; Eurotiales; Aspergillaceae.